This is a messenger RNA of Ziziphus jujuba (common jujube), 1642 nucleotides long. RefSeq names its product proline-rich protein 4. Lineage: Eukaryota; Viridiplantae; Streptophyta; Magnoliopsida; Rosales; Rhamnaceae. The transcript has 2 exons. The coding region runs from base 322 to 1377 and encodes 351 amino acids. The record is from RefSeq and is a predicted model, not a curated record.
AGCUGGUAUAGCUUCUUUUGAGCUGUUUAACAUUCACUGCUUCUAGUUUGCAGUUGACUAGUUUUUUGCAUGAUUGACAUAAAGAAGCUCGGUUGGGUUAGAAUAUAGAAGAACUUUUUUUAAAAAACUUUAUUAUUAAUUUUAUAUAUACUUCAAAACAAAUUAGAAGAAAAAAAACAAAUAGUGGUGUAUAAUUGAAUAGAAAAUAUAUUUUUCCGUUAUAAUAAACCUUUGGCAGUGGAUAUAAAAAGGAAGCUACUCUUUCUCAUUCAUGCUCAGGGUAGAGCUAUAGAGUUCUUCAAGAGGGUUAGAGGCUUAAAAAUGUUUUACCUUCUAAAAAUAUUCUUUUUCAUCCUCACAUUUACUUAUCUUUCUGAGGCUAGACCUCAGAAGAAUCCUUCAACUGCAGUCGUUGUUGGCACAGUCUACUGUGAUACAUGUUUCCAGCAGGAUUUUUCCAAAGACAGCCACUUCAUUUCAGGUGCAUCUGUUGCAGUGGAAUGCAAAGAUGGGACUUCGAACGAGACCAGUUUUCGGAAAGAAGUGAAGACGGAUAAUCAUGGAGAAUUCAAAGUCCAAUUGCCAUUCUCUAUAGGCAAACAUGUGAAGAAGAUUGAAGGGUGUUCUGUGAAGUUGAUAAGCAGCAGUGAGCCCUAUUGUGCUGUGGCGUCAACAGCUACUAAAUCUUCACUCCAUCUCAAGUCAAGAAAGCAAGGAAUACACAUAUUCUCAGCAGGGUUUUUCACCUUCAAGCCUCUAAAGCAGCCAAACCUAUGCAAUCAAAAACCAAGCAUUGAGAAUUCCAAGGGACUGAAUUCCAACAAAGCCUCUCUACCUCCAGUGGAUGAUCUUUCAUUUCCACCUCCAAUUCAAGACCCUACUAUUCCUGGUCUUCCUCCAUUCCAAUAUCUUCCACCUCUUCCUACAUUGCCUCAGCUUCCACCAUUGCCAACUCUUCCUCCUCUACCUCCUCUUCUAGGACUUCCUAAAUUCCCACCCGCUCAAGGAAAAACUAAUACUGAAUCAAAAGUACCUACAGAAAAAUCUUCACAGAAAUCUCAAUUAUCAGAUGAAAAAGUAGUCAAUCCUGAGUUUUUCUUCCCAGUACCACCAAUCCUUCCACCACUUAUCCCCAACCCAUUUCAGCCACCUCCACUUAUCCCCAACCCAUUUCAACCUCCUCCACUCAUCCCUAACCCAUUUCAGCCUCCUCCAGCACCAUUGCUUCCAUUCCCACCUAUCCCAGGUUUAACUCCAUCACCACCACCACCAUCUUUGCCAUUUCCUUUCCCUCCAAUUAUCCCAUUCCCGCCUACCAUCCCUCGAAUCCCCGGGACCCCCCCUGCUUCUUCUUCCUCUUCAAAGCAAACUCCUUGAUUAAACAAGAUAUAUAGAUCAUGUAUAAUUCUCAAAAUAAUAUCCUUUAUAUGUUUGGUGAAGUUUUAAUGUAAAUUAUUAGUAUGGUUUUAUUCAGUUGCCAGAACAACAAUAGAGUUUGGAAGCCUGUGGAGCUUGUAGUGAAAACAGAAUUAUUGAGCUUGGAAUAAUGCUAUGUCUCCACUAAUCUGAGAGGCUUUAUUUACUUAAAAAUACUUUGUAAAUCUUUAUUAUUUUCAAUAAAUUUGAGUACUUUUUAGCCUGA